Mus pahari (shrew mouse) is the source of this 2859-nucleotide messenger RNA. RefSeq names its product coenzyme Q7, hydroxylase (gene Coq7). Gene Ontology annotation, biological process: ubiquinone biosynthetic process; determination of adult lifespan; regulation of reactive oxygen species metabolic process. Gene Ontology annotation, molecular function: 3-demethoxyubiquinol 3-hydroxylase activity. Gene Ontology annotation, cellular component: mitochondrial inner membrane; nucleus. Lineage: Eukaryota; Metazoa; Chordata; Mammalia; Rodentia; Muridae. The record is from RefSeq and is a predicted model, not a curated record. The transcript is spliced from 7 exons. The coding region runs from base 53 to 706 and encodes 217 amino acids.
UCGACAGCACGAUUGGCGGGGCGUUUGGACCAUAGCUGCAUUGUCACCAGCGAUGAGCGCCGCGGGAGCCAUAGCGGCUGCUUCCGUGGGACGCCUGCGCACUGGUGUCCGGAGGCCCUUCUCAGCAUAUGGAAGAGGCCUCAUCAUCAGGUGUCACAGUUCGGGGAUGACCUUAGACAAUAUUAACUGGGCAGCCGUGGAUCGAAUAAUUCGGGUGGAUCACGCUGGUGAAUAUGGAGCAAACCGCAUCUAUGCAGGGCAAAUGGCCGUGCUUGGUCGGACCGGUGUUGGCCCUGUCAUUCAGAAAAUGUGGGAUCAAGAGAAGAACCAUUUGAAAAAGUUCAACGAGUUGAUGAUUGCAUUCAGGGUCCGACCUACAGUUCUGAUGCCCUUGUGGAACGUAGCAGGCUUUGCCCUGGGGGCAGGAACUGCCUUGCUGGGGAAGGAAGGAGCGAUGGCCUGCACUGUGGCGGUAGAAGAGUCUAUCGCUAAUCACUACAACAACCAGAUCCGCCUGCUGAUGGAAGAGGACCCUGAGAAGUACGAGGAGCUGCUGCAGGUCAUCAAGCAGUUUCGAGAUGAGGAGCUUGAACACCACGACACAGGCCUGGACCAUGACGCGGAGCUGGCUCCUGCAUAUGCCUUGUUGAAGAGGAUUAUCCAGGCCGGAUGCAGUGCAGCCAUAUAUUUAUCAGAAAGGUUUUAAAAGAACCCCCGGUUCAGUUCCUGCACCCACACUGGGAGGCUCAGAACCAUCCAUUCCUCCAGCUCCAGGGGGUCGAAUGUCCUCACACCUAGGACCAAAGCAUACAUACAUAAAUAAAGAUGAAAGUAAAGAAAAAAAAAAAAACAACAAAAGUGAUUUCAACUUUGUGACCAAGUAAUAGUAAGCCGUUAAGCGUGAGAAGAAAGGGUAAAGACGGCUGUAGCUUCCUCCGCGUGGACUGCCAUCAGACACCUCUAGCCGGGCUCAGGUUGCUGCUGUGUCUCUCCUGUGAAAGAUCAGCUGUCCUAGCACACAGUAGGUGCCCAUUCAAAGGAAGGGAAGUGGGUGGCAUGCUACGUGUUCCAGGUGGUGAACUAUGAAGACAGCAGCCCUGAAGACCGCUCUGAAGGCUCCCCUGGCUCGACCUUUCCACCCGAUCUCUUAACACCUGAAGCUCCAGGCGCACCCUCACUCUCCUGCUUACCCUCAGGCCAUGGCUGUUUGGCUGAGGGCAUUUGUCUUGGCCUGCUAUUUUCUAGCUGCCUAUCCAAUGCCUCCAUUUGGACGUCGAAGCGUUUUCACCAAAUGCCACAAGUUGAACCCCUUGCCUCCCUGACUCUCCAAGUCUGGUUCCACAGUGGCCUCCCUGAUAGCUCUUGUCACCUCCCUCUAGCUGUCGAGGAUGUGGUAUCAAUACAUGAAAACCCGUCUACCACCUUCCGUGUUCCAUCUGGGCCCAACCAGACACUUCCCUCUCUUGACCGACUGAAUCCAGAAGCUUCCUUCAUAGUCUUGUCCUCCCACACUCCGUCUUCACGCUGGCAGCAGGAAGCCAGCUUGGCUCACUCCCACGGCUCUUUUUGCAAAGCCCUCAUGGUGGUGAAAAGGAUUCCAGAUGGCCUGACCUGGGCAUAUCCCUGCCUCACUCUGCUCCAGCCACUGGCCUCCUUGCGCUCCUCACAAAUGCCACACCCAGGCCUGUCUGAUGUUCUUCACAGUGGCUGUGUUGGCUUAGAAUACUUUCUGAGACAGUGACCACACAAUCCCUCACCACCCCCUCUCAAGUUCAAACUCCAGCAUCACCCUUGAAGAAGCCCACUGUAGCUGCCCAGUGUCUGUCUCUGUGACUAAAAUCUCUGGAAGAAAAAUGGAAGAAGUAAAGAUUCAGGGGUUGUUUUCAGUUCAUGGUUACUCAGGUCAUGCACUGUGGUGGAGAAAGGACGUUUCUCCAUGGUGAACAGGAAGCCGAGAGGGAAACAGGAAGGGGGCACUGGGGAUAUAGCCCAAGGACACGCCCCCAGCAAGCUACUUCUUACAUCGAGGCCCCGCCUCCUACUUUUUCACAUCCUCAGUAUUGUCAUGUCUCGACUCCAUUAGAGGAUUAACCCUCCUGACCUGAUGGUCCUGACAUGCUCUUAUAGACACUUCAAGAGACAGCUUCACUAACUGGGGCUUAUCUAAUUAAGUUCAGGAAAUUAAGCCCAAUGGCCCCGCCCCCCGCCUGGCCCUGGGUGACCUUUAUGAGUAUUUCGAUCUGAGAGAUCUAGAUCUUUGAGUCUCCCACAGUAGGUGCUCAGUGAACAGCAGGUGGGACUGAAUGAAGAACUAACUCUUGUAGUAGUAAAGUUUGCUUUCAAAUAACUGCUCACUGGAGACUCAUUGUGUGUCUCUUAGCAGAAAUUCAGUGGGGACUCAUAUCACCAAGGACCAACAGAGGCCGUUUGCCUGUGGUUUUGCUAAUGGCUUUAAUUGGGUUUCCAUCUUAUGAAAAGAGUGAGUUUGAAGUCAGGUGCAGUGGUGUACACAUUUAGUCAGUCCCAACACUCAGGAGGCAGAGGUAAAUGGAUCUCUGUGGGUUUGAGGCUAACCUGGUCUACACGGUGAGUGGCAGCCAGCCAAGGGCUACACAGUGAGACUUUCUCAAAACCUAGAAGAGUUUGACCCUUACAGCAUAUAUAAAAGUUAAUUUAAAAUACACUACAAAUCUACAUGUAUCUUUGUUUGCUUUCUGUCGUUGCAAUAAAACACCAUAACCUAAAGCAAGCCUAUGAUACCUAUCACAAAUCAAGUAAUGAAACCUGUUACUAGACUCUGUCAAAACUAAAACCCUGGGCUGGAGAGAUGGCUCAGCGGUUAAGAGCACUGACUGCUCU